This is a messenger RNA of Capra hircus (goat), 761 nucleotides long. RefSeq names its product golgi transport 1A (gene GOLT1A). Gene Ontology annotation, cellular component: endoplasmic reticulum; membrane. Lineage: Eukaryota; Metazoa; Chordata; Mammalia; Artiodactyla; Bovidae. The coding region runs from base 102 to 500 and encodes 132 amino acids. Gene Ontology annotation, biological process: retrograde transport, endosome to Golgi; endoplasmic reticulum to Golgi vesicle-mediated transport. The record is from RefSeq and is a predicted model, not a curated record. The transcript is spliced from 5 exons.
UACCAAGGGUCAGCUUCCCUUGAGCAUGUGCAGGUUCGGUCCCCAGGGCUCCUUGCCCCUGGCCAGCUUCCCCCUGGAGCGUCCCCCAGGCAGCCCUCGACAUGAUCUCCAUCACUGAAUGGCAGAAGAUUGGCGUGGGCACCACUGGCUUCGGCAUCUUCUUCAUCCUCUUUGGAAUGCUCCUGUACUUUGACUCCGUGCUGCUGGCCUUCGGAAAUCUGCUGUUCCUGACUGGCCUCUCCCUCAUCAUCGGCCUGAGGAGGACGUUCUCCUUCUUCUUCCAGAGGCACAAACUCAAGGGCACCAGCUUCUUCCUGGGGGGCGUGGUCAUCGUCCUGCUGCGCUGGCCUCUCCUGGGCAUGUUCCUGGAAACCUAUGGCUUCUUUAGCCUCUUCAGGGGCUUUUUCCCUGUUGCCUUUGGCUUCCUGGGCAGCGCCUCCAACAUCCCCUUCCUGAGUGCGCUGUUCCAGAGGCUUCAAGGCACCAGUUCAAUGGUCUGAACAGCAGAGAUGCACUCCUUGAACUUGGAUCGCUGGGCAAGGGGGCUGGAAAGGAAAUGGGAGACAUCUCGCAGGCGCCCACCCCGCACUGACUCAUCCCCCUGACGCAUCCGGACCUCUCCAGGUCCAGAAGGAUGGACGGAGCUGAGGGACUGACCUCGAUCCCCAAGUCAGUGCAGGAAGCCGUCAAGACUGCUGGGAACAGAGACCCAGGGCCCACGAGAGGAAAAGCAGAGAUUAAAUCCCCAAGCUGUGAACGUG